GGAGGCGGUCGUGUUGUGUGGCUGGCCAGCCAGCCAGCUAGCUAUCGGAAAUUUGGCUUUUUUUAUUAGCUGUCCAGCUAAAUGGAAAUAAUUCAUUGAGCUCACCUUAAGAAAUGUAUAAACAUCAUUAAUCCAGUCCUCCGGGGACAAUGCGGAUGAGCUAUACUGGCUAUGCUUCUAUCCAAAGGCAGAGCAACGAGUUUCAUCAUUGUUUAUACAAUGCAGUGAACCUGAUGGCUCAGUGCAGCGUCCAAGUGCUUUUGUUCCUGCUCCUGAAGACUCUGCAGACGUCAGCCGAAGACGGGCACAUCGAGUGCCUGUGCGACGGCAACGCGUGCGCCAUGAAGCCGCGCUGCGACGGCGAGCAGUGCUACUCGUCGGUGCGGCUGAGCGGCGGCGCGCCCGUCUUCACCCGCGGCUGCCUGACGGGCUCCGAGAAGAGCCGCAUGACCUGCCUGACGGCGCCCUCCGCCAGCCAGGCCGUGCUCUGCUGCUCCCAGCACAUGUGCAACUCCAACGCCAGCGUGGACACGCUGCUGCCCCUGCUGCUCACCGUGCCCGCGGGGGAGCCGCUGAAGUACCGGGUGGAAACGCUGGUCCUGUUUGUGGUCAGCCCGUUCGUGGUGCUCGCCCUCCUGUCCCUCCUGGCCGUGCUGGCCUGCCGCCGGCUCCACCACGGCCGGCUGGAGAGACUCCACGAGCUGGACGCCGAGCAGGGCGCUAUCGACGGCCUCAUCGCCUCCAACGUGGGCGACAGCACCCUGGCGGACCUGCUGGAUCACUCCUGCACCUCUGGCAGUGGCUCCGGCCUGCCCUUCCUGGUGCAGAGGACAGUGGCUCGGCAGAUCAGCCUGGUGGAGUGUGUGGGAAAAGGACGGUACGGGGAGGUGUGGCGAGGACAGUGGCAGGGCGAGAACGUGGCGGUGAAGAUCUUCUCCUCGAGGGACGAGAAGUCCUGGUUCCGGGAAACGGAGAUCUACAACACGGUUCUGCUCAGGCACGAGAACAUACUGGGGUUCAUGGCGUCGGACAUGACAUCGCGCAACUCCAGCACCCAGCUGUGGCUCAUCACCCACUACCACGAGAACGGCUCGCUGUACGACUACCUGCAGCGCGUCGCCGUGGAGACGGCCGACGGGCUGCACAUGGCCGCCUCCGUCGCCAGCGGCCUGGUGCACCUGCACACGGAGAUCUUCGGCACGGAGGGCAAGCCGGCCAUCGCUCACCGCGACCUCAAGAGCAAGAACAUCCUGGUGAAGAAGGACCUCCGCUGCUGCAUCGCCGACCUGGGUCUGGCGGUCACACACUCGCAGUCUGACAAUCAGCUGGACGUUGGCAACAACCCGAAGGUGGGCACCAAGCGCUACAUGGCCCCCGAGGUGCUGGACGAGACCAUCCAGACGGACUGCUUCGACGCCUACAAGCGUGUGGACAUGUGGGCGUUUGGGCUGGUGCUGUGGGAGAUAGCCCGCCGGACGUACAGCAACGGCAUCGUUGAGGAGUACAAGCCGCCGUUUUACGACCUCGUGCCGAACGACCCCAGCUUCGACGACAUGCGCAAAGUGGUCUGCGUGGAGCAGCAGAGGCCCUUCGUCCCCAACCGAUGGUUUUCUGACCCGACCCUGUCGGCACUGGUGAAGCUGAUGAAGGAGUGCUGGUACCAGAACCCCUCGGCCCGACUCACCGCCCUGCGAAUCAAAAAGACUCUGGACAAAAUCCAAAGCUCCCUGGAGAAGGGAAAAGCAGACUGCUGAAGGGAGGCGGGGUCUGCCCCAUCGA
Megalops cyprinoides (Indo-Pacific tarpon) is the source of this 1779-nucleotide messenger RNA. It is a transcript of the gene acvr1l, whose product is annotated as activin A receptor, type 1 like. The record is from RefSeq and is a predicted model, not a curated record. Gene Ontology annotation, molecular function: transforming growth factor beta receptor activity, type I; SMAD binding; ATP binding. NCBI's taxonomy places the organism in Eukaryota, Metazoa, Chordata, Actinopteri, Elopiformes, Megalopidae. Bases 150 to 1754 code for a protein of 534 amino acids. The transcript is spliced from 11 exons. Gene Ontology annotation, cellular component: BMP receptor complex; plasma membrane. Gene Ontology annotation, biological process: protein phosphorylation; dorsal/ventral pattern formation; BMP signaling pathway.